GCCUAACAUAUUUUUAUCUCAAAAUAAAAGAUGAGAUGCUUCAUGGAUUUUCAAGUGAAAUUGGGCCCAAAUUGGAUCAUCACAAAGCGAAUUUAAACCCGACCCGAAACCCAUGAGUAGCCCAACCCAUCACCAGAGUCCACGUGCAAUCAUGAAAUCUGCCUCUCAUCACCUUAUCCACCUUCAAAGAACGAACAGCAUAUGCUCCUUCUCUCCCUCCAUGGAUCCCUUUUGCUUCUCCACCACCCAGUCCCUGAAAAUUUAGCACAGAGAACAAAGCAAAACCAUUCUUGGUUCCACCAAAUCAAAAACAAAGAUCACAAUUUUCAAUCAGAAAAAGAAACCCAAUCAAAGAAAAAGUUUCAGUGAUCAGUACCCACUUGAGAAGAAGCUCUGCAAAUGGCUUCCGCAACCACCAGACCAACUUUCUCUUUCCACCAUCUCACCUCCCAAUCUUCCCCUCCUCCAAAACCUCCAUCAAAACUCUCCCUCCACGCCUCCCCGAAACUCCCAUCGCCAUCAAUCAUCAAUCUCCAAAUCAACAGAUCGUCUUCAAAGCAACCCUCCACAACUUCUCGCUCCAUCGAUGUCUCCAAAGAAGACAAACCCACCUCCGACCAGCAACAACCCGGUUCAGAACAAGCAGAACAACAACAAACCAUGGAAAACCCAGAGGAGAAAUUCGACACGCGGAGGUUGGAGGAGAAGUUCGCAGUGUUGAAUACUGGAGUGUACGAGUGCAGGUCAUGUGGGUACAAGUACGAUGAAGCUGUGGGUGACCCGUCGUACCCGAUACCUCCGGGGUUUCAAUUUGAGAAGUUGCCGGACGAUUGGCGGUGCCCGACUUGUGGUGCGGCGAAGAGUUUUUUCGAGAGCAAGAUGGUGGAGAUUGCGGGGUUUGCUCAGAACCAGCAGUUUGGACUUGGAGGGAAUGCGUUGACUUCUGGUCAGAAAGCUUUGUUGAUAUAUGGAAGCUUGCUCUUCUUCUUCGUGUUGUUUUUGAGUGGGUAUUUCCUGCAAUGAUGAGUGGAGACUGGAGGAGGAGGAGGAGGAGGAGGAGGUUGGUUUUCUGGGUAAGAGGAAUUUUUUUCUUAGGGGAAUGUUUGG
Messenger RNA from Carica papaya (papaya), 1107 nucleotides. RefSeq names its product Rubredoxin-like superfamily protein. Gene Ontology annotation, biological process: alkane catabolic process. The record is from RefSeq and is a predicted model, not a curated record. Gene Ontology annotation, molecular function: iron ion binding; electron transfer activity. Gene Ontology annotation, cellular component: chloroplast. NCBI's taxonomy places the organism in Eukaryota, Viridiplantae, Streptophyta, Magnoliopsida, Brassicales, Caricaceae.